Molecule: messenger RNA, 2240 nt
Organism: Phialemonium atrogriseum
Lineage: Eukaryota; Fungi; Ascomycota; Sordariomycetes; Cephalothecales; Cephalothecaceae
Exons: 2
Coding region: 225-2201 (658 amino acids)
Source: RefSeq, a predicted model, not a curated record
CUAUUGUCCUCCCUCCGUCUACAACUAUAAAUACUACCCCUCCCCAACAAUCUUUCGACCUCGUCUCCUCUACCUCUACCUGCCAAUCUUUCCACCUCUUCUCAUCUACCUCUGCCCCAACGUCUUCGACCAUACCUCCCAUCCUUUUCUCUUCAGCUCUGCCCAACAAGGUCGAUUUCAUACCUAUUAUCCUUUCGUCUCCAGCCAUUUAUCCAGCAUACGACAUGUCCAGACACGACUUCGUCCAGGGCGGCCACCGCCGCAAUGCCACAACACCAAUGACGUUUGUCUGUGACACCCCGCCGGUGGUGUUCGAUAACACUCACAUCGUCGCGGUCACCCACCCCACGGUGACUACUGGCCAUCCCGAGAUUGACGGAUGGUUCCUUUCGGAUUUCUACGCCUUUAAUUACCUAUAUCGCGGGCUUGGGGCGUCGCAAGUUUGGUUGACGGCAGCGGACCCGUACAAGCUGAUCGAAGCACACGACGGUCAUGACAUCUACCUUCAUGGGAAUCCCUACCAGGAUCGCAAAGUGGUCCUAAGCCGCGAGCUGCUCAACAACAACAUGCUUACGCCCGUCACUGUCGUCAAACCGACUGACAUGAUCGAACGCUUCCUCUGGGAGGUGCGCAAAGCUUCGGAGAGGGCAAAAAAAGAUAACGCCCAUCUCUUGCUCCUUGUGUUUUGUCAUGGCAUGUCGAAUUUCCACUUUCUCCUGGACAGCGGCAACCGGAACAAGGGCCUUAGCAUUGUGCGACUCAAGGGGGUCCUUGACAUGGGAGUCCGCGUCACCCUGGUCACCACAGCGUGCUACUCGGGCGGCUGGGCUGUCAGCGAGGACUUGAACCAUACAGCUUUGACAGCAGCUGGGGUAAAGACUACGUCUAAUGCCUGGCCCUCCUCGGCUAGUGUCGACCGGGCAUGCGGGUCAGUGUUUGCCACUACAUUAAUCGAAGCCCUAACUUCCAGCGCGAGUCAGCUCCUCCCAGAGGACGAGCGCGACGAUGUUUCUUCUGCCUCUGAGCUCCAACCUGAGAAGCCGACAGCAGAGCAGACCAAGACCUACAACGAGUUUUGCCGCUCAAUCUUGGAGACUUGCGAAGAUCGCGUCCACCGCCUCUGGUACCGUCAAGAAUUCUCCUUUAGUGCGCAGAAUGACCAGUGGGAGGAUUCCUGGACAGGCCGGACCGGGUUUCCCCUGGCCAACUUCGAGAAGCGCUGGAGAGAGCUUGUCACCUACCCAUACCAGGGGCCUGCAGAGUUGAAAGAGCUCAGAGACCCCAGCCCAAAUAACCCAGUCUAUAAGGACAACAUGGACCUGUCACAUACCGGUAGAGUCGGUCAGUUUCAGGAUCCAACCACCCGCAUGGUCGAGAGUAUACGCAAACAUCGAAUCACGGAGAUGGCUCGCCUUUUCCUUGAGACUUGUCCUGGCGACUGGAGCAGCGGACAGCAUGUUGGUCUACGCUCGGCUCUGCGACACUACGCGGCGGGGGAGGAGAUCGACCUUGGAGAAUGGGAUUUGGAUAUUGUGGCCACGAUUCAAUUCCGCUGCAAAUUGGGACAGCUCGCCGACUACCUUGUCGAUACCUUGGGUCUGCCGCAACCCAACAACCAGCCGUGCCUCUACUGGAAUGAGGAGGCCUGGAUCAACUCUGUCCAGAUCAAGAUUCCGGAUUGGAAGAAUCGAAGGACCAUCAUCUAUAAGGAUCUUUUCGACGGCGGCUUCUUCGUGCAGGGCACUUCAAAGCAGGGCCCUCCCUUCCGCCGCUUCAUCAACUACGUCGCCUGUUCCCUCGUCGAAGCGAACAGGACGCGGGAAGAGACCGCCAGCCUGGUCACUUCCUUGCUCGAUUUUAUCCGCCAGGCUAACGAGUUCAACAAUCGGCGCGCGUGCCAACAGGCCGAGGUCCGUGGCCGGUCGCGCGUCUGGCUGAGAUCGAUUGGGCGCCGCCUCCGGGACUCGCUGUCGCCCAAGAAGAAGACGACGACCGCCGCGAGGCCGAGAUCGGGAAGCUUUGGUGGUGGUCCCUCGCGGAUAGAGACGGGUCCCUCCGGGCUUCAUAGUCGGAAUGCCUUGAGCCAGUCUUCGUUGCGACUUGGUCCGGCUCCGGAGCUGCCUCCCUUGCAGAGUCAGACAGGGAACGCGGAGACGCUGGGUGGGCAGAUUGGGCAGGCAUUGGGGUUUGAUAUUGAUUGAGGAUCUGUUCCAUUAGUUGGACGCUGAGAGACCUCGGAC